AUGACGUCCACCUGCAGCAACAGCACGCGCGAGAGCAACAGCAGCAACACGUGCGUGCCCUUCUCCAAAAUGCCCAUCAGCCUGGCUCACGGCAUCAUCCGCUCAAGCGUGCUGCUCAUCUUCCUCACUGCCUCGUUCAUCGGCAACAUAGUGCUGGCGCUCGUGUUGCAGCGCAAACCGCAGCUGCUGCAGGUGACAAACCGCUUCAUCUUUAACCUCCUCGUCACCGACCUGCUGCAGAUUUCGCUUGUGGCCCCCUGGGUGGUGGCCACCUCAGUGCCUUUCUUCUGGCCCCUCAACAGCCACUUCUGCACCGCCCUGGUUAGCCUCACCCACCUGUUCGCCUUCGCCAGCGUCAACACCAUUGUCGUGGUGUCCGUGGAUCGCUACCUGUCCAUCAUCCACCCUCUCUCCUACCCGUCCAGGAUGACCCAGCGCCGUGGUUACAUGCUCCUCUAUGGCACCUGGAUUGUCGCCAUCCUACAGAGCACACCCCCACUCUAUGGCUGGGGCCAGGCUGCAUUUGAUGAGCGCAAUGCUCUUUGCUCCAUGAUCUGGGGGGCCAGCCCCAGCUACACCAUUCUCAGCGUAGUGUCUUUCAUCAUCAUUCCACUGGUUGUCAUGAUUGCCUGCUACUCCGUGGUGUUUGGCGCAGCCCGGCGGCAACAUGCUUUGCUGUACAACAUCAAGAGCCACAGCUUGGAGGUGCGGGUCAAGGACUGUGUGGAGAAUGAGAAUGAAGAGGGAGCAGAGAAGAAGGAUGAGUUCCAGGGUAAGAGAGAAUUCUACAGCCAGGGUGGAGGUGAGGCCAGGGCCAAGGAGGGCGGUGUGGAGGCCAAAGAGGGUAACAUGGAAGCCAAAGAUGGCAACAUGGGAGCCAAAGACAGCAGCAUGAAGGUCAAGGAAGGAAGCACGGAGACCAGUGAAGGUAGCCUAGAGGCCAAGGGCAGCAAGGAGCUCAGAGAGAGCAGCAUGGUGGCCAGUGAAGGCAGCCUGGAGGGUAAGGAACGCCACAUCAAAGUUGAGGAAAGCAGCGUGAAGGCAGACAAGGGCUGCAUAGAGGUCAACCAGUGCAACAUUGACUUGGGUGAAGAUGACAUGGAGUUUGAUGAGGAUCACAUCAAUUUCAAUGAGGAUGAUGUCGAGGCAGUGAACAUUCCAGAGAGCCUCCCACCCAGUCGUCGGAACAGCAACAGCAAUCCUCCUCUGCCCAGGUGCUACCAGUGCAAAGCUGCUAAAGUGAUCUUCAUCAUCAUUUUCUCUUAUGUGCUAUCCCUGGGACCCUACUGCUUUCUAGCAGUCCUGGCCGUGUGGGUGGAUGUCCAAACCAAGGUACCACAGUGGGUGAUCACCAUAAUAAUCUGGCUUUUCUUCCUGCAGUGCUGCAUCCACCCCUACAUCUAUGGAUACAUGCACAAGACCAUCAGGAAGGAAAUCCAGGAUAUGCUGAAGAAGUUCUUAUGCAAGGAAAAGCCCACAAACGAAAACAACCACCUAGACCUGCCUGCAACAGAAGCCGGCACAGAGGGUGGGACUGAAGGCAAGAUCGUCCCUUCCCACGAUUCUGCUACUUCACCUUAA
Messenger RNA from Galeopterus variegatus (Sunda flying lemur), 1581 nucleotides. RefSeq names its product G protein-coupled receptor 101 (gene GPR101). Gene Ontology annotation, biological process: adenylate cyclase-activating adrenergic receptor signaling pathway. Gene Ontology annotation, molecular function: G protein-coupled receptor activity. Lineage: Eukaryota; Metazoa; Chordata; Mammalia; Dermoptera; Cynocephalidae. The record is from RefSeq and is a predicted model, not a curated record. Gene Ontology annotation, cellular component: membrane. The transcript has a single exon. The coding region runs from base 1 to 1581 and encodes 526 amino acids.